Messenger RNA from Toxotes jaculatrix (banded archerfish), 1321 nucleotides. It is a transcript of the gene mterf2, whose product is annotated as mitochondrial transcription termination factor 2. The transcript is spliced from 2 exons. Gene Ontology annotation, cellular component: mitochondrial matrix. Bases 48 to 1175 code for a protein of 375 amino acids. The record is from RefSeq and is a predicted model, not a curated record. Gene Ontology annotation, molecular function: double-stranded DNA binding. Gene Ontology annotation, biological process: termination of mitochondrial transcription; regulation of DNA-templated transcription. NCBI's taxonomy places the organism in Eukaryota, Metazoa, Chordata, Actinopteri, Toxotidae.
GUCACAUCCUCUGACCGCUGCUAAAGGUGAUCAGCAUCUUUGAAUCAAUGUUGCGCUUGAUCGCAACAUCCCUGUGCCUCCGGUGCCAACGUGUCACAGCUCUGCCUUUGAACCUCAGGCCAUGUGCGACGCUGAGCCCAGCGGAGAACCAGCAGACCGUGGAGGCUCUCUAUGAUCUCUCUGUGGACAUCCAGAAGGUGCGGAAACUUAAGGGCUGGGUCCUACAUCAGAACCCAGCCUAUACCAAGGAGGUAGCUGACCUGCUGAAGGACAUGGGGGCCUCGGGCUCCAUAAUAUCCAGGAUCUUAGCGGUUCACCCUGAAGCAGUCCUCUGUCACCCAGAGCAGAUGAAGGCUCAGAAGGAUCUGUGGAUGACUGUGUGCCCAAACCAGAAAGAGCUUGUUGGUAUCAUUGAGAAAUUCCCUGCCUCUUUCUUCACCUCCUCCAGCCACCAUGACAACCAGCGGGACAACAUCGCUUACUUCCAGAGCUUAAACCUCAACAAGCGAAUCAUCACUAAACUCAUGGCCAGCGCUCCCCAGAGCUUCAGCCGGCCAGUAGAGCAGAACGAGGUGAUGGUGCGCACCCUCCAGCAGGCCUACCAGGAGCUGGGAGGGGAGGAGGCCAACAUGAAGAUCUGGCUUCAGAAGCUGCUGAGCCAGAACCCUUUUGUUCUCCUCAAGCCUCCGGAGGUGCUGAGGCAGAACCUGCUGUUCCUGAGAGACAAGGGCUUCAGCACAGCAGAGCUCCUCCGCCUCCUCUCCAAGCUCAGGGGCUUUGUCACCGAGCUGAACCCCGACAGCAUGCGUCGCACCCUGGCAUACUCCCAGGACACCAUGGGCUGCUCCGAGGCUGAUCUGCGGGACAUCAUCCUUAAAUGUCCUGCUCUGCUUUACUACCCUGAAACUAUUCUGGCUGAGCGCUUUGAGGGGCUCCUCAACGCUGGGAUCAGCAUGUCUCAAAUCAUGGAGACUCCGACCGUCCUGGAGCUGACCACGCAGAUAGUGAAUUACCGCAUCCAGCGACUGGGGGUGCAUGGCUAUGACGUAAGGACGGGUAGUUUGGAGGUCCUAAAUGGUACUAAGAAGGACUUUGAGAUGAGCUACGGAAAACUACAGCUACGCAGAGAGAGACCACUUUUUAAUCCUGUCGCCCCUUUAAGAACAGAUGACUGACAUGACUGUAUGAACUAAUGCAAGUGAAUUAAUCUGUAACUGGAUGUAUACUGUUCUUGGGAUUAAAUAUAUAUGCUAUGUCAGUAUCAGAUUAAAGUGUUUUAAGUCUAAAGGUGAACCCACUUCAAGCGUUUAUUUUAGAAACA